This is a messenger RNA of Arachis ipaensis, 1023 nucleotides long. RefSeq lists its product as uncharacterized. NCBI's taxonomy places the organism in Eukaryota, Viridiplantae, Streptophyta, Magnoliopsida, Fabales, Fabaceae. The record is from RefSeq and is a predicted model, not a curated record. Gene Ontology annotation, molecular function: nucleic acid binding; zinc ion binding.
AUGGCUAAUCUUGCUAAUACUAUGGAGGCGAAUGCUGCUACGACUCUGCAAGCUAUGCUGAAGUUAGGUCAACCAGCCAGCAACAAAAAUGGUAAUGAAAUCGGAAGGGGGAUGGAAAUGAAAAUGGAGACGGGAAUGGGUGUGUUAGGGUGCCCCAGAGAGACCUAUGAGAGGUGGAAGUGUAUUAAGUACCAAGGAGGCUUGAGGGGUGCUGUUAUGACUGCUGUGGCUCCUCUUGAGAUUCAAAUCUUUUCAGAACUAGUGAACAAAGCGAGGGUGGUUGUGGAGUGUUCAAAGAAGGUAGCUUCGUCAAGGGACACUCGUGGAGGAAAUAAUAACCAUGGGCGCGGAAAGUACUUUCAACCAAGAGCCCAAAGCUUCAAGAGAGGAGGACAUGUGCCCCAAGGUCAAGGCAAUGUUAGGGGCCCACUUUUGAUCAGUACCACCAGGAGAGAGGAAGAGAUUGGUAUAGGUGGUUGCUUCAACUGCGGAUUCCCUGGUCAAAUUGCGAGAGAUUGCACUCGUUGGAGGAAGACUCAGAAUGCCGGCCAGAACCAACAAGGUCAGGUGUUUGCUGUGAACGCCCAAGAUGCGGUGAAGGCGGAUCCUUUGAUGAGAGGUAUAUGCUUAAUUAGUGAUAAAACAUUGGUUGCAUUAUAUGAUACUGGAGCUUUGCAUUCUUUUAUUGCAUUUAACAAAGUUGAGGAACUAGGAUUGAAAGUGUCAGAAUUAGUGUUUGAUUUGUAUGUUCAUACUCCGCAUCAGACAGUUGUGACUAGGUCAGGUUGUAGGCAAAUAGCUUUCAAGAUUGAGGGUAGAAACUUUGUACAUGAUUUGAUUUACUUGCCAAUGGUUGGGUUAGAGAUGAUUUUGGGGUUUGAUUGGAUGUCAAGGAAUCGGGUUUUGCUGGAUUGGUUUGAGCAAUCGAUUCGGUUUAUGCCAGAAGGAGAAAGUGGAGCAGUGAUAGCUGAGGGUUAUUACCUAAACUCUGUGAUGGUGAACUGUAGUGGAGAAGAGUGUUAG